Molecule: messenger RNA, 489 nt
Organism: Adineta ricciae
Lineage: Eukaryota; Metazoa; Rotifera; Eurotatoria; Adinetida; Adinetidae
Source: the annotation of a GenBank genome assembly
AUGCACCAUUACGAAGAACCCAACGAAGAAGAAGAUCUACUCCAUCAACUUCGUAUCAAUCGUGAGAACAAUGGUGAUUUAACAGUCACUCAUCAGAAUAGGAUACGAUAUCCUAUUUCAAGACGGUACGGCUGGUCAUCGCACAAUUGUGAUUGUCCAGGACGAAAAACAGGUCUAGUUUUGUAUCCAUUUGAUACAAAGUACAAGAAUACUGUGUUACUUGUUUGUGAAAAUUGUUAUGGUUAUCGACCGAAUGGUGACACACAACACAAUCAAUUGUUGCAAUGGUACUACAACAUCUAUGGCAAAUCGAAACAAUUUCGUUGUGUCUCUGGAUUUUCUCAGCGGGCGGAUGGGACAUUGGGCUUCAAUAGUUAUUCACAAAACACCACAGGUUACUACACAGACAAUAUCAAUACAAUGGGUGAUAUAGAACAGAGGAUUGUGCGAAAAGUGGUUGAAGACCGGCUUGAUUCCUAUGAAGGGUAA